This is a messenger RNA of Brassica oleracea var. oleracea, 794 nucleotides long. Its product is annotated as protein phosphatase inhibitor 2-like. The transcript is spliced from 5 exons. Gene Ontology annotation, molecular function: protein phosphatase inhibitor activity. The record is from RefSeq and is a predicted model, not a curated record. NCBI's taxonomy places the organism in Eukaryota, Viridiplantae, Streptophyta, Magnoliopsida, Brassicales, Brassicaceae. Bases 164 to 703 code for a protein of 179 amino acids. Gene Ontology annotation, biological process: regulation of signal transduction.
UCCGUGGUGAGGGUAAACAUACGAGGUAGAAAAAGUCCAAGAGAGACAAGACAAAAAAAAAACUUCCGGAAGCGAGCGAGAAUCUGUCGUGCCAAUCUUCGAUAGGAAGCAAGGUCGAGCUAUAAUAUUGGUCAAGCCUGAAAGAGAAUAUAAUCACCUCAAGAUGACAAAGGGACGUGUACAAUGGGAUGAAGCUAAUAUAGUGGAAAUUGAAUCUAACAAACCUGUUAGGCAGAAGAUUACCGAACCAAAGACACCCUAUCACCCACCGUACCCCAUGAUUGAUGACGAUGGUGGUUCUCUGUCUUCUAGAGUAAGAUCGUUUGACAACUUUGUUGAAAUGCAUCGUGCUGAAGAACUAAAGAAUGAUCUGAACGAUUUAGCUUCUUCCAGUAAAAUUAUUAGCCACAUAUCUGAUUCUGGUGACUGGACCCCGUCAGAGGAUGAAGCAGAACCAAUAGAUCAAAAUGAAGAAGAUCCUGAGGGAGAGAAAAACACAAGUUUCAAUGAACAUAGACGGGUGCACUAUGACGAGUUUCGAAUGGUAAAGGAGAUGAGAUCCUCUGGUGGUUCUUUCUAUGGUGAAGACGCAGAAGGAGACGAUAGUGCCAAAACGGGUAAACCAGAGGCAACAAUCUCACAGAACACUCCAGGUGCUGCGGAUGCGAUACCUUCACGGAAGUCAUCUUCGUCUUCUACUUGAUGAACACAUUGUUACACUAUGGUGUUAUUUCUGGAUUAUACAUAUGUAGAACUUUAUAUUUAUAAGAAAUUAAGAACAUCUUGUUUGCAUU